GAUCGAGGUUGAAGGGGACACAAAGAGUCGAGUGUCUGCUGAAAAGACGAAGGAAAUAAAAGAGGAAAAGAGAAGAUGAACGGAGUGAGGUGACCAUCAAGGUACCCGAUCCCCGCCGUACCCCGCCAUUAUCGUUGUUAUCUUCUGGGGAAAGUGGAGUACGCUCGCACACGUUAUAGCGCCCAAGCACUGAAGCUCAGAUUGUCAUAGCGCUUCCCGUCAGUGCCCCUCAUCCCAUCACGUCCACCCUUCCUUUUUCUCCAACUUCCUUUCCUUCAACUUUUCCGACAUCAUCUUCAACCUCAAUAUUGGCGGCCAGCAACUGACACGAAACUCCAAGGACACGACCUGACUAAAUGGAAAUAAUAAUUCAAUCAGCAAGACACCCACAAAACGAUGGCCGCCCGAUCGAUACGAGAGAUGCGGCUCAUUGGGUCAGCCAACCCCACCACCGAUUGAGGCUUGCGCGGCCGCAGCGACGCCGUCAGCUUCACGUGCAUAUGUAGUAUGACAAGACAUAUCAUCGAUGACCAUGGCUCUUCAUGACUCUUCUUCUUCGAGAGUCAUGGAUGCUAAACAAUCCAAGAAUCGCCAAUACUCCCGUUGACGGUUUGCAACUUCUAUCAUCCACGGCCACACAAUGGCACCCACCCUUUGCUCCAAGUGCUCGACCCUCCGCUUCUACGACCUCUUCGACGACGAUGUCGUCUUCCACCCAGACCUCAACUCUCUCGUCCAAUCGGCCAAAAAGUGCGAGAGCUGCAGCUUGUGGUGGACACAAGUUCAACGGACCUGCACCAAAGAGGACAUUGCAGCUUGUUUAGCCAAGAAGUUGCCCGCCAACGCAGUCAGGUCCAGCGACAACGGCGACUUCAAGAUUUAUCUCCGCGGCGAAUGGCAUCCCGCAGGCACCGCCAGCGUUCCCGACCAGAUCUGGCUCUCAUGCGGCGUCGUUGUCUCAGCAGUUGGCCAUGAUGCGCCACCCAAACUACAAACCAAUCUUGUCGUAUUUGCUGACCCUGUCGCCGCCGGAGCUGACCCUGCCACCACCGCAGGCGGCUUGUUCGCGGGAAGAUACAGCACCAGUGCUGUCCACCCCGAAUAUCACGCGACCUUUGCGAAAAAUACGUUGGCGAACUGUCGUACAGGACAUGGAGUUUGCAAUCAGGCAUGCCCGCCUGGAACUCGACAAAUGCCGACGAGAGUCAUCGACGUUGGAGAUCAGACCUUGCCAGCAGCCAAGAGGGUCACGCGGAUUGUUUUGGCCAAAGACCUAAAGCAGCCACAGCCAUACACGGCUCUGUCCUACUGCUGGGGCAGUGGCACGCAAGCAAUGCUCAACGACACGAACUUGGCCGACUUCCUCAAGCUCCUCCCUGAAUCCCGGCUCAGCAAGACCCACACCGAGGCUAUUGACCUCACCCGCCUGCUCGGGAUUCGCUACCUCUGGAUCGACGCCCUUUGUAUCAUUCAGAAGAACCAAAAAGACUGGGAGGCGGAAUCCAAGCGCAUGUCCUCGGUCUACGGCAACGCUGAACUGACCAUCAUCGCUGGCCGGUCCCCCGAUAGCGGCCUUGGUUUCCUGACCAACAACUAUCUGACCACCAAGAAACACCCAAAGCCAGUCCCCAUGAGAGCCGGCCCCAAUCCCCAUAUCGGCGAGGGCCCAGAUCUCGGAACUGUCCACCUGACAAUGCAACGUGCAAAGUCAGUCGGGCCCGUAGAUACCCGAGGCUGGUGCUUCCAAGAAGCUCUGCUCUCGAAUCGCGCUCUUGUUUUUGGAGAAGACCAGGUAUUCUACCAAUGCCGCCACCACACGCGGUACGAAGAUGGCUGUGUAGACGUCGACACCAGCAAGCGGGGACAGGCUCUAACUUCUCUCCAUCCCGGCACCAAACCCGAAGUCUUGAGGAGAUGGUAUCAGAUGCUUGUCUCCUUUACUCCCCGCGCCUUGACAGAGCCGCACGACAUUUUCGCCUGCAUCGUUUCCGUUGCGCUGAUUACGCACGGCGUCCUGAAGUCGAGGUACCUGGCUGGACUAUGGGAGUGUGAUAUGCCAAGGGGGCUGCUGUGGAAAUCCCGCUGGAGUUAUGUCAGUCGCAAACACUUUCGACCCAUCGAGAAGCCAUUAGCAUCCCCCUUCACCGAACGCCCAGGCGAGGUUCCAGGUAAGCCAGUGGUUCGUGCCCCUUCAUGGAGCUGGGCGUAUGUGACAGGCCCGGUGUUCUGGGAUACCAACCCCCGUAUUGAGUCAAGAUGGAUUGAUGCCAAAAACAUUUGCAUUCGGCCACGAGAUUCCAAAGGGCUGUGGACCAAUCAGUCAGGAGCAGGGAACCCAGAUGUGCUGUUCAUGCCGGCGCUGGAGCUGCAAAUCUUUGGCAAGGCUGUCGAGGUUCGCUGCACAAAGGUGAUGAAGAAACACACGCCGUUGACGCCGGAGGGGAUCAUGUUGGAGUCGGUAAAGUCAGCAUCGAGUGGACCGGCCAAUUCGAGCUACAUUGCGCUGGGGUAUUUUGACUUCCCCAGUGAUCCAAUGCCGGCGAAUAUCUGGUGCUUACUCGUUGUCGCACAUGAAGGAUUACUGCUUACCCGCGAUGGAAAGGGCAAAUUCCAUCGCGUGGGCUGGUUUGCGGUGCAGGAUGGGAAGCAGUUUGAGGCUGUCAAGGAGACCGCCGUGGACUUGGUGUAGAGUGCCGACUGCAAUGGUCUGUUGCUUCUUUGCGGCGACGUUGCUGGCCAAAAGUUCCCGUUUGUAUUUGGCUCAAUCCUGCGUCAAUCUGUGCUUCGCUGGUUAAUCCGCCCUCACAAGCGAUGACAUCUUAACCAUGAGUGUUGUUCCCGUCGG
This is a messenger RNA of Neurospora crassa OR74A, 2845 nucleotides long. RefSeq lists its product as hypothetical. The record is from RefSeq and is a predicted model, not a curated record. The coding region runs from base 641 to 2689 and encodes 682 amino acids. The transcript has a single exon. NCBI's taxonomy places the organism in Eukaryota, Fungi, Ascomycota, Sordariomycetes, Sordariales, Sordariaceae.